Trametes versicolor FP-101664 SS1 is the source of this 1083-nucleotide messenger RNA. RefSeq lists its product as uncharacterized. Lineage: Eukaryota; Fungi; Basidiomycota; Agaricomycetes; Polyporales; Polyporaceae. The transcript has 13 exons. The record is from RefSeq and is a predicted model, not a curated record. The coding region runs from base 241 to 1083 and encodes 280 amino acids.
ACGCCGCAUUUUCUUGAACGUACCACUGCCUCCUCCCUCCUCUUCCGUCCCCCGCGACCAUCUGUCUCCCUCUGUGUCGACGUGCGCUCUGCGCCCUUCUGCGCCGCUGUCUGUGCGGCUGUCCACUCUCGUUUGCUUGUCGUUGGGCGAUCGCAGCCAUCCUGGCUACUCCACAACUCCGGCGUUUAGCGGGACUGUGGCCGGAUAUCCCGGACCGAGGACACGACCGUCCAGCGUAAAAUGACUGCCGAUGCCUCUGCGGCGAAACUACUCACUAUCGCGGAAUCAAACCACAUCAACCGAGUUUUUGCGGCCAUCGCGUUCGGCAUCUUGUGGUAUGACUUUGUGUUGACCAUCCCGAUCGAAGUCGAGCGGUACUGGAAGGGCGGCCGGUCCUGGGCGGCCAUCUUCUACUUCCUGAACCGGUACCUCUCAGUCCUCAGCCACAUACCGGUGGUGGUGGAGUUCUUCGCGAUCAUGCCCGAGUCUAGAUGUCGGAAGUUGCAACUCUAUCACCAGGUCCUUGCGGCGCUCACUCAGUUCUUCGUUGGCGUUCUUCUGAUGCUGCGAACGUACGCGCUCUACAACCGGAACCGCAAAGUGGUGUACCUGCUCGCGUCUAUAUGCGCGGCAGGCGGGGCCGUCAGCGUGUGGGCUAUCGUGAGCGUACGAAGUCUGCAUCUGCGGUCUUUCCAGGACAUCGCGGUAUACACAGGCUGCGACCUGACCUUGUCCGAAAAACAAGGAUAUUACCUUGCUGCCGCGUGGAGCUCCAUCCUCGUAUUCGACGCGACAGUCUUCGUCCUUACCCUCACGCAGGCGCUGCGGGUCGGCCGGAUGUUCAGCCACAGUCUGUUCCAUAUUAUGCUGAGAGAUGGGACCAUAUAUUUCGGCAUCCUAGUCGUGUGCUACGGUUGCAACAUUUUAACGUACAUUCUGGCCCAGCCCGUAUACAAGGGUGUCAGCACGACCUUUACGAACGUCAUCUCCACCACACUCAUUACGCGUCUGAUGCUCAACAUCCGUGACCCGAAGCUGGUCGACCUGCCACACCGCUGGCCGUCGGAGCUGCUCGAGAUAUGA